Messenger RNA from Melopsittacus undulatus (budgerigar), 8914 nucleotides. It is a transcript of the gene PPARA, whose product is annotated as peroxisome proliferator activated receptor alpha. Gene Ontology annotation, molecular function: RNA polymerase II cis-regulatory region sequence-specific DNA binding; DNA-binding transcription repressor activity, RNA polymerase II-specific; zinc ion binding. The coding region runs from base 295 to 1701 and encodes 468 amino acids. The record is from RefSeq and is a predicted model, not a curated record. The transcript is spliced from 8 exons. NCBI's taxonomy places the organism in Eukaryota, Metazoa, Chordata, Aves, Psittaciformes, Psittaculidae. Gene Ontology annotation, biological process: negative regulation of inflammatory response; positive regulation of transcription by RNA polymerase II; fatty acid metabolic process. Gene Ontology annotation, cellular component: nucleus.
CAGUCAGUCAGUCUGUCAGUCGGCCGGCCGCCGGACCUGGGUACUUCUGCACACCCCCCCUCACCCCUUCCUCCGUUACCGACCCCCGCCCGCCGCGCUGACAGCACCAGGGCCUGAGGCUGGCGGCGAGGAGGUUGUCAGCAGCUGCUUCUUAACGAAGAGCCGCUUGUCAUCACCAAUGUGCACGUGAAAUGGAAAAGGAAUAGAUUCUGGAAAAUAACUUCGGUUUCAACCUUACAAGAUGUUGCAUGACGUGCAUAAAGAAGUUUUAAGUGACCGCUCUACUUGAUCAACAUGGUGGACGCUGAAAACCAGCUCUACCCACUUACUCCUUUGGAGGAGGAUGAUCUAAGCAGCCCUUUAUCUGGAGAGUUCCUACAAGAUAUGGAGAACAUUCAAGACCUCUCUCAGUCUCUAGGUGAUGAUAGCUCUGGAGCUUUAAGUUUAACAGAGUUCCAGUCGCUGGGAAAUGGCCCAGGAUCUGAUGGAUCAGUUGUAACAGACACCCUUUCACCAGCAUCCAGUCCUUCAUCCAUUAAUUUUGCCACAGCUCCAGGUAGCAUAGAUGAAUCACCCAGUGGAGCAUUAAACAUUGAAUGUAGAAUUUGUGGGGAUAAAGCCUCAGGCUACCAUUACGGAGUACAUGCUUGUGAAGGUUGUAAGGGUUUUUUUAGAAGAACAAUUCGUUUAAAACUCAUCUAUGAUAAAUGUGAUCGCAACUGCAAAAUUCAGAAAAAAAAUCGUAAUAAGUGCCAAUACUGUCGUUUUCAAAAGUGCCUUUCAGUUGGAAUGUCACAUAAUGCAAUACGUUUUGGACGAAUGCCAAGGUCUGAGAAGGCCAAGUUGAAGGCAGAAAUUCUAACAGGUGAAAAUUAUGUAGAAGAUUCAGAAAUGGCAGAUCUUAAAUCACUUGCCAAAAGAAUUCAUGAUGCUUACCUGAAAAACUUCAAUAUGAACAAGGUUAAAGCCAGAAUCAUCCUUGCAGGGAAAACUAGUAACAAUCCACCAUUUGUUAUACAUGAUAUGGAUACCUUGUGUAUGGCAGAGAAGACUCUGGUGGCAAAACUGGUGGCCAAUGGAAUUCAGAACAAGGAAGCAGAGGUUCGGAUCUUCCACUGCUGCCAGUGUACGUCUGUAGAGACAGUCACUGAACUUACUGAAUUUGCCAAAUCUAUACCUGGCUUCUCCAAUCUCGACUUGAAUGAUCAAGUGACACUGUUAAAAUACGGAGUUUAUGAAGCCAUAUUUGCCAUGUUAGCAUCUGUGAUGAACAAGGAUGGGAUGCUAGUUGCCUAUGGAAAUGGUUUUAUAACCCGGGAGUUCCUGAAAAGCCUGAGAAAGCCAUUCUGUGAUAUAAUGGAGCCAAAAUUUGAUUUUGCAAUGAAAUUCAAUGCACUGGAAUUGGAUGAUAGUGAUAUAUCCCUUUUUGUUGCUGCCAUCAUUUGCUGUGGAGAUCGCCCUGGUCUUGUGAAUGUAGGACACAUUGAAAAAAUGCAGGAGAGCAUUGUGCAUGUACUGAAACUUCACCUGCAAACCAACCAUCCUGAUGACACCUUCCUCUUCCCAAAACUCCUCCAAAAAAUGGCUGACCUCCGACAACUAGUCACAGAGCAUGCUCAGCUUGUUCAGAUAAUUAAGAAGACUGAAUCUGAUGCACAUUUACACCCUUUACUACAGGAAAUCUACAGGGACAUGUACUAAAGAUUUUUAGUAUUUUUUUCCACAAUAUUUAAAGACGAGCAAUACUAAUAAUGGAUGGGAGCAAAGCUACUUGCACAGUCAUCUGCUGUUCACUCAGCCCAGAAAAACCUAAUGCUGGGUAGCUGGAGUGUUACACUUCUUUUGGUUUGGGAUCUUUUGUCUUUUUUUGCAAGAUUUCUGCAGAAAAGUACUGAUCAUAGUGCUCGUGAAGUGUCUUACAAUGGUUCUUUUACUUGGAAAUUUGAAGAUUGGUAAGGAAUACGUAUUUGUAUAAUAAAUCAGAAUGUUAAGUAACAGCAAUGAACAAAAUUGUAUUUCCUCUUGGCUUAGUCAUUUUAGAAUUACUGUAACAAAUCCCACAAAUUCUGUGCAGGCAUAUGCACAAUCAUAAAGGUUAUGCACUUUUGGCUAAUGGUAAUUACUGAGAACCAACUAACACUUUUCCUUACAGCAGUCAGUCUAGGUGUAUGAAAUGCUUGGAUAUUACUGUACAUACACAUCUAAAACAUUUGAAAGACCUUUAAUCCACUGCUGCUUUAAUUCCAUGAAAGGCAGUACAGCUUCAUAUAGUAUUACAUUGGUAUACCUUAGGAUUAGCCUAGGUGUAUCCUAGUAAGGUUACACCUUAGGACUAGCAUGUUUAAAAGAUGGUUCGUUUAUGAAAUGGAUUGAAGUCUGAACAGUUAUCUACAAUACAGCAGAGAUGCUCCAUUCAGCUGUUUCUUGAAGAGUAAAUGUGAUAAAGCAAUGGAACCCUUUUUUCAAGUGUUUUAAGGAAAUAUGAAAGUGUCCCUGAGGAAAAAUGGUGUCAUACCAUGUGUAUUUUGGAGAACUUGUAAUAGCUCAAGCAGUUUUGGCUUUAAAAUGUUAUUUUGUAUUAGCAAGAGUUUUGGAGAGACUGAAAACUCUGAUCCUGGCCCAGAGAAAAAAAUUCCAACUGCACAGCAUUCUAGUGCCAUGAUAGCUGACUCUGAAGAUUUGAUUGCAUAGGAAAGGCACCUUCUUUCUAGACAAGUAUCUUGGCAGUACAGAAUUGUUUGGAUCUGUUUACUUUUGUGAUGAAUGUGGUGUUUCAUUCUUUCCAGUUGUCCACUCAGCUGUAUUUCUUUCUGUUCUUAGGCCUUGUCGAUGGAAGUAUUAGCUAGAUUACUUCACCAAAUUUUGUCCUUGUGGAUAAGGGGAAAAUAUUACCAAGAACAGCAUUUGUAGGUAUCGUUUGUGCAAUAUUGUGAAAGAGAGCACAGUUGAGAGUAAGUUUAUCACUGAGAGCAAACUCUGAUUUUACAAUAGUAUGUACUGCUAAUGCAAAAUAAGCCAUAAGGAAAGUGCUUGACUUUGAUAAAAGAUCCUGUAAAAUGGCAGAGAGUACUACACAAAAGUACUAGCUGCAUGCAAGACACUGUGCUAUUUCUUUUUCUAUUUUAAUAUGGUGACUUCACAUUGUUUCCUUAUUUUAGUGUUUGUUUCGUAACACAAAGAUCUCAGGAGCCAAUCUUAGCAUUUUCACUAUAGUUAAACUUUCAGUGGCACAGGAGAACACUUUGUACUUGUUUUAUUGUAGCACAUUUGAAGAGUUCAGAAUCAUACACCUUUACUAGACUAAUUAAGUAAGAUCAUUGAAGUGCGGACAUCACACCAUGAUUCUCAUUUUAGUCACUUGUUUCUUUACAGGCCCGCUGGCAUAGCUAUACACUGGAUAAAUUACAGGUUUAAAAGCAACUUGUCUUUUAUCCAGACAAUGGUCAUUAGCAGAGGUUUUGGUGUCAGAUAUAUUUAGUGUAAAAUAUUGAAGCAUAGGCCUCAAAUUUGGUGACCAUUGAGGUCAGGAUAGAAGCAAUGAAAGCACAUGCACAAAAAUUUCUCCUCUUCCCUGCUGCCAGUGGGCAACAGAAAGAAAUAGCCCUUACAUUACAGCUACUUCUAACACUUCAUUAAGAGAAGAUUGUUGGUCUUAACAGGAAACAGUAGAUGAGAAAUGGGUUGUCUUUUGUGGUUUACAGCAGUACAAGGUACGCCCUCAGAAAUAACAAGAGGAUUUUAGCAGUGAUGCUGCUUUGUUCUUCCAGUCAGCCAUGUUUCACUAGAGGACUGAGGGGUUUGUGAUGGCUCUAAUACCCAAAUGUUUUAUUUUCUAAAAAAUGUAUAAGCUGAAUUUUCUUCCCCCAAAGCUUAGAUAUUUGCAAAGAGCAAAUCCCAAAGUCAUGUUCCAUAGUCUGGGAGUACAGAAGUUUCUCAAGAAACCCAGACACAGUCAGUGUGGACAAAACCUGUUUUUCCUGCUCUUGUUCUCCAAAGUGUCUAAACCAGUUUUCUGAAAUCUUAAAAAAAAAAAAAUGGAAAAUUUCAUAACAAGUAUAUAAAUUCUCAGCUAAACUAUUAAGAAUUGCAAACAGCAAGAUGCAGUGGAAGACAUAAUGUUUAGCUGUAUUAGCAGCUGCUUGUAACAGGUUCCUAUUAUUGGCAUUAGUGAAGGGUGUAAUUUGCAUUUCUCCUGUUCCAGAUCCAUUUUGUUUUGUUAGUUGAAAACCAGCAAGCAUUUUUUGGCUAGCUCCUUGGACACUGAAGUUUGAUUUCUGUUUUAAAUUCAAUUGCAGACCUUUAUGAGAAAAAAAAGGAAAGAACACAUCUCUGCAUUACAGAAAUAUGAACAAGAUGUUAAUAUAGCCUAAAAUUCUGGAUGGAUUCCACUGCCCACACUGCUGCACUGAGCGCUUACCCACAGCCUCUUUAAAGAGUGGCACAGGGCAGAUGAUUCACUUCCACAGCGUUAAUGGCCGAAACAGGUUCUGAAUUUCUACCUUCCACUUUUAAUGAAGUACAUUCACUACUUCAGUAGGUGACUGCAGUAGGCUUUUGCCAUUUCAGACUGACCCCAUUUGUGUUCCUUUCUUGGAAGUUCAGAAUCUGAACUAGUUUGAAAUCUAUUACUGAGGAGCCUUCAGCAUCUCCAUCUUAUACAUGUUGUCCAAUACUUUAAAAUGCCCCUUCUGUGGAGGGAAAUAAAGGGAUCAGACUGUAGAAUUAAAAAAGUAUCGAAGAUUUACUGACUUGUUAGGUACAGUUUUAGUCUGAUUCUUACCAAUGUAACUGCUAUCAUAGCACUGAAGUGCUCUGGUUAGCAAUCAGGUACCCACAAACAGGUUGAGACAAGAGACAGCAGAUGGAUAGAGAAAAAUCCUAGGAAACAAUGGUACAACUUAAGUUCUCAACAACCAUACAGAUUGCUCAUUUUUUGACGGUUGUUUUGGGGGGGUUUAUUUAUUGGGAUGCUCUAGGUACUUUGACAAGGGGAAAGAAAAAACCCCAAAGUUUUCAUGUCCAGUAUUAGGGAAAUCUGAUGUUCAUUUGUAUCUCCCUCUUAGAUAUUUUCCUUAAAGGUGUACUGUCUUCAGUGUAACAGCACACAACUGCUGUUUAAAAGCAAGAAUCAGUUACAUUGUACCUUUUUAAAUUUCAGAAUCCCUCAUCUAUUUUCAACACCAACUGACAGACAAUAGGUAAAAAUGUCAAGAAAUUGAAUCUUUCUUUGCAUUUAAAGAAACCUUUUUUAUUUAAUUGUAAUUUCUAUGUGCCUUUGUGCUUUGGUUCUAGCCAGCUGCUAGGAAGCUGAAGUGUUGCCAAAGAGUGUAUUUUUGCCUCAUUUCUGGCCCGCACAGAUUUAGGAAAUACCAGCAGUUGCACUAAGUCUGUUCUCAUGAGAGAGCUAGCACAAGUUUGCAUAUCAAAGAGCUUAUAAUAAGCAUCUAAACAUUUGUUUGUUUAUUCAAACUGCUAAAACUUGGGGAGAUUUACGCAUCACGGGAGCUGGGUCACAUACUAUUGAAUUGAAUUUCCGCCUUAAUUUCUAAUGGAAAGCCUGGAAGACUUAUGCACCAUCUCAGACAAAGCAGUUGGAGAUUACACUGUAGCUGCCUGUACUGUAUUUGAAGAGGAACAAUUUCAGCCCUGUCUCUCCUUAACAGGAUCCCUCUUACUUGGUUGAAAACCUGCAGCUACACUGAACAAAUACAUUUGCAGCUAUUCUGAUACUGCUUAGACAUGAGGUCUUUCUUACAAAUAAUGGUCCUUCCCUGAAAGCCCUAAUCCUUUAGUAAGUGUUGAAAUGUAAGGUGUAGCAUGGCAUCUAGUGCUUGCUUGUAUCUCAAGUGCUUUCUUGAUAGUCCAUUGCAUAUGUUGGGGUUUUUUAAUCUAGGUUUAAUCAGCUUUAUUAUCCUCCUUUUACUAGAGGUUUAAAUUAUAUGUGGGUUUGAUCUAAGGUUAUUGAUAUUGUUAUGUGUUGUGGGAUUUAUUGUUUAAAAUAAUGUAAUACCAUUUCUUUAUGUUUCAAUUUGUAAAAUACAAGAAGAUAAUUGCAGGGUAUAAACUUUCACUAAAUUAUAUUACAGAGAUGCUUUAAGAAAAAUAUAUAAAUUAUUUAAUUUAAAUAUAUGUUUCAUACUUUAUCUUGUGAACCCUUUUGUACAGUGAGGAAAGAUGUACUUUUAUGAGGCAAGGAUAAUGGGCCUGAAGUCAAGGACAAACUGCUAUUUAUCCCUGUCGUUAUUAAUGUACCAUUUGUGAAGAAGUAUGACAAAUUCUGCAACCUAUCAGUGUUUGGUAUAAUUGUAACAACAGUUUAGAAUAUAUUUUCACAUGGAACAUAGACUUUCUUUUAUUCAGUUUUAAUAAAAGCCUAGGUGAAGAAGAGCUGCAAUCCCAAAAUCGAGUUGGUAUUUUUAAUGUUUUAAAUCAAGUUGACUGAUGGGAGAGUUUCUAGCACAAGAUGCUGAAAUGCCAUUACUGGCUUUUCUAUAGGAGUGUUCCCUUGAUGAUUUUUAGUAGAGAUGAAGUCAGAAUCUGUUUUUAGGGAUUUUGUGUCCUGUGAUUCAAGUGUGACAGUCUGUGCCUACAGCAUUCCUGAUAACAAAUUGUGGUACCGAAAUACUUUUAAGUUACCUUUUAAAGGUAUACCUCUUAUUUUGCUGCAGUCGAAACGUAGCAUCUGGUACAAGCACAGUGUAUUAUGAAUGUUCCACCUGCGAUUUAUACUUAGUGCAUUUUAUUUGUAAUAGAUAGUAUUUUAUUUCCCCAAAUCACUGUAACUUGCAAUCUUCACUUGCUCAGUGUCGCCAUACACGUAUAUUGCCUACUAAGAUGUUUGUGUCAUAUUGGUGAAAGCUCUGCUGGACUUCCUUGUGCCAACCAACAGCUACUUCUUUUCUGAACUUCAUAGGCAGCAAUGAUAAAAACCCCUGUAAAAGGUACUAGCAGAUGUCACGUUACACUGUAAAUACCUGAUACAAAUUCAUUGUUAACUAAACCCAUCCUAGGGCAAGGGUGUUGCCUCUUUUGUUUUCUGUAAUGUGCUUACAGGGGUUUUUAAUCUUUUUCUGCUUCUGAAGCUGUUCUGGUUUGUUUUUCUUAAACACCUUUUGUGCUUGUUGAUCUUGUCAGAUUCCAUUGCCAGGGUGUUUCAAAAGAGAAUUUCUAUUGCAAGGACCUCAAUUUCAGAUGAGUUGCCCCUGCCCAGGGGAUAGGCUGCAUACACAAAAGAGAUUAAUCUGAUUACUGGUUGGGCCUUAAACAAGGACUGCAAGAUCAAGCAUGAGGUACUUAAAAUUGGUUUUGAGUAUUUUGGUAUGUUUUCUUAGGCUGGAUAUGCAGUAAUCCCCAUUGUGGAAAAGACACCAACCGGCCUUAUGAUUAAUGCAAGACAUUUCCUGGCAUUCUUUACACUUGAAAGGAAAAAAAGCUGGCGGCAUGGGAAAACACAGACCAUCCGCACUGUUGGCAACGUGCGAAUACUGCAUCCUACACCUAACUGUGUAGGAGUGCCGUGUAAUCAUUCAAAACGUGUUUGUGCCGUGCAGCAUCAGAAGGUUACCAAACCUUCUGGUGGGUGAUUCAUAUGCAAAUAACCAUGCAGAGCACUGUUCAAAUCCAUGCUUUGUUACCUCUGGCACACUGGGAUAUUCUAGGUGCAAUUUGCCUCGCAGUACUGUAGGGUUGCCUUUGUGGAGACAAGGUGCCUUUGCUGUCCUGUUAGUAAGAGCUGUUUGUGGUGCCGUGCAUGUAUUCAGGUAUCUGCAGGCACUCGCCAGCAGUGCUGCUCAGCAGAGGGUCACUGAGGAGCCUGCUGCGGCUCUUCUGCUGCUGGUGCUUCUGCAGACAGCAGCAAGGAGCUGCUUCUGAUCAAAUCACUCCCCUGGGAAGUGAAUCCUGGGGGUUAGGUGGGUAUGUGAAACCAUGGCUCUGUCUCAGUAGCCACAAGUACUUUCCUCUGGUUUCAGAAGUGGACGAACACUUACAGCUUUAGUUAUUGCUUUAGUCUCAACAAAUCUAAUCAAUGUUUUGAUAUUACGGAUUUGAACAAGAACACCCCUUGUGACUGUUUGACCAAGUCUGGUUUAUCGGCUAUGAAGGUGAGCUGUUUCAUGUUGCUCCUGCUAUUUCACAGCUUUUGCAAACAAUGGCUCUAAAUUUUGUUUAGGAAUGUAACACAACAGUUUAAUGACAUCAUGGUGUUAACACCCUUUAUCACAUCUUAAAUGGUCUUAUAUCUGAUGUGACACAAAAAAGCACAUUUUUGUUAAGGUUGCCAAACCCUAAUUACUGCAGCUAACAAGUGUUUAUAAUUAAACCAAGAUAUCAAUAUUAAAGAAUAACAAAAACCAACAAAAACCAGAUCAUUGUUUCCAGUCACCUCUAGUUUUAGGUUUUGGGUACGUUUUAUGACAGUAAAUACGGAACCUACAAAGAGCAGCCGUUUUUCGCAGGGAGUAAUCAAACCUAAUUCUCAUGGAAUGCUUGUUUCCCAGUAAAAUACCACUAAUUCAAGCCAAGUUCCCAAGUUUCUUUCUGUCGGAACAAUGCAAAUGACAUUUUCAAGAAGGAACAGAAGCCCUGGUCUUGCAGGGAUUUGUGGGAAAGACUUGCACUUGUGAAUGUAAAAAUGACACAUGGUUAAAUAUGAUGAUGCAUUCUCAAAUGUUACCAGCCUUCUGAUCUAGGAUGACACAAACUUGAACUAAACGUUUUUCUUCUUUUUUACAUUCUGAUUUUUUCCUGUCUCCUUUAAAAACAAGAGGUUGAAUUCAUAGUGUUUGUAUAGAGACUGGUAGGAACCUAUGUGCUUUAAAAAAGAGUAACCCUUUAAGACUGUAAACACAGGUAAUUUGAAAUACGGAUUUGCCUUAAUGGUUCAAGAAAAAAAUAAAGUAUUUUUAAAAGUGAA